ACACAGCGCAUCACACCAACCCACCUUCACUGUCCGUCCCUCUCGCUGGUGGCCACGCGAUGGGACUUUUGGACAAGCUAAAGGAAAGCUUUGGGGCUGAUGACAAGCCGAAGAGCUUCGAGGUGACCUUCGUGGAGCAGCAUCUGGGCAUUUCGUUAUCGCCAGGCCCGAACGGAGAGUCUCGGGUCACCGGAGUGACCAACGGCGGAGCGGCAGCAAAGGCCGGCGUGCGCGUGAACGACACCAUAGCAGCCAUCGACAGGAACGUGUCCCCCGCCGCCCACGAAGACCUGGUCGACAUCAUCCGUGCGGUCGGCCGACCUGUGGUGAUCGAGUUUCACAGGUCGGGUGGCGGCGGGAAGGAGGCGAAAGGUGCCGGGGCGAGGGCCCAGGAACCGGGGCCCUUUCAGCGCGCGCAAGACGCUGCUAGGCGGAAGAUGGACGAGAUUAAGGGUCCGCCACAACCACCGCCGAUGACAGCCGAGGCGAAGGCAGAGCGGAGAGAAGCCGCGCUGAAGGCGGCCGAGUCUCGAACCAAGGACUGGGACAAGCGACUCAACAAGGGGCGCCAGGCGUCACAGACCAAGUCUCGGACCGGUGGAGUGACCGAAAACCAAUUCGAAGAUUCGGGCAAUGCCGAAACUAGGCGCAUGGUCGAGCUCGCGAAGCAGCAGGAAGCUAGGACGGCGGCUAGCAUGGGUUACAACCCGUACGAGGCCCGUCUUAUGGGAAACACGGCGGCACGGGCGGCUAUUUCUGGGGCCGGGGAUUCAGGGGCUGGGGCGCCUCUUACAUCUCCACCGCCUCCCGGCAGACAAGCAACAACACCACCAUCGGCAGCGGCGGCAACCGGAGAACUGGCAGAGGAGGAGGAAUGGAUUGGAGAGGAAGCUGCCAUGGCGGACGCUGUCGCGGCAGAAAUUGAGGGGGCGUUAGGAGCAGUUUUGGCGCAGGAACCGGGGGUGUCGUUGACUGCCGUCACAACUAUGCUCAAGUUGAUGAAGAACAUGACGGCCAAGUCGUCCGAGGACAAGUUCAAGAGGAUCCGCCUCGGCAACGCCAACUUUAACUCCAAAGUUGGCGGCAUUGACGGAGGACUCGAGGUGAUGACGGCGGCGGGAUUCUCGCUCCAAACAGACGGGGACGAGCCAGUCCUCCAACACGGCCCGUGCGACCCGGUCCCUUUGAGACUCACCGUGGCAAUACGCAGGCUCGCCCAGGCGGAAGCGAUGCUCAAAGAUAGCGGCAGCACCGCGCGUCCCGCGGGAUCCCGUUGAUACUUCGUUGGAAGAGUCUUGCACCUGCUCUGGAAUGUUGGUGUCCCUCACUUUGAUUUUGACACUUGGAAAUUGUGAUGAUUGUCUAGGUGAUGAAACCGCAUGAAUGGCACAUCUCUUUGCGAGAGAUCCGCAAAUCGGUAAUUGCCACGGGGAUUCGAUUCGCGCUUUUGCGGGAGUUGCCAUGUAUGAUGGCGUGUUUUCUUGUCGCACAGGUGGGUAUAUUUCUGUCGAUAUCGUCGUCGUUGGUGCUGAGUUUGUGUUUGCCUUCGUGAACGGUGACGGUUGUUUGCCGGAGGGGAUGCAGAAGAAUGUAUGUCGACAUCACACCGUAGCCACUCACUCCUCUUCGUCCCGCCAAUGCAUGCCGGUGAAGAUUUAUCCUGUUUGGUUUGGCAUGUUCAUGUAUGAAAGCUACCAAUUAUCAAAGAUUUUUUAUUGCUAGUUUUCACAGGUUUGUGGCGAACAUCAGUUUCAAGUCUCGCUUGUAGUAGUCAUUCUAUUUUUGCAAACGUCUGGGAGCGGUGGGUGCUUUCAGGAGUACACGCGACGUGGAAGACAGCGCGCCUUGGCACGGCGCGUACGCUUCUUAUGUGUAGACUUUAGCCGGAUCACACGCAUGCAAUGAAAGAGUGAAGGUGUUGAUUUUUCCUUGCAGAGCUUCUUGGCCUAGGCCAGGGCAAUGAUGUGCGGUAGUAGGUUUUCAGCCGCGUGUUUCAGGGAGCAUUCCCUACGCAGUGAAAUCUGCAAAAAGAGGCUUUGAACCAAGUUACCCCCAUCAUUCGGUUGGUUUAAUCAGUAAACCCAUGGCCGAUUCUGUAACACUGCCGUAUGACCGAGGCGUCGUUUCACUGUUUGAGCUGUCCCCGAGAGGCGGUUACGUAGGCGAGCGAUGUAGCAGAAUGUCAACGUACCACUUGGGUUGUGGUAUGCAUUCCGUGCGAAAAGGCUGUAUGAUCGCCGACGCAUAUAUAUGAAAUUACGGGUUUCACUUUCUCUCAAUUUCACU
Molecule: messenger RNA, 2286 nt
Organism: Ectocarpus sp. CCAP 1310/34
Lineage: Eukaryota; Phaeophyceae; Ectocarpales; Ectocarpaceae
Source: the annotation of a GenBank genome assembly